Camponotus floridanus (Florida carpenter ant) is the source of this 1541-nucleotide messenger RNA. RefSeq names its product tRNA (guanine(10)-N2)-methyltransferase homolog. Gene Ontology annotation, molecular function: nucleic acid binding. Gene Ontology annotation, biological process: methylation. Bases 82 to 1485 code for a protein of 467 amino acids. The record is from RefSeq and is a predicted model, not a curated record. NCBI's taxonomy places the organism in Eukaryota, Metazoa, Arthropoda, Insecta, Hymenoptera, Formicidae. Gene Ontology annotation, cellular component: cytoplasm. The transcript is spliced from 9 exons.
GGUUAGAUGAUUGUCAACAAUAACUAAAGGCUGUGUGUAUAUAUUAAAUAUAAUAUUACGGGUACAAUACAAUAUUAAACAAUGCUAAAAAUGAACAGUCAACUAAAAAGAUAUCUCUUUUGGUUUGCUCAUGAACAUGUUGAUUUCCGAUUGCCUGAAAUACAAUCUAUUUUUGACAUGUAUGAUAUUAAUCCACAAAUAAUAACAAGACCAAAGGAACAUCCAUAUUGGAUUGUAGAUUUACCUGAUGAGAAUAUAGUACAUCAAAUUGUCAGUAGAGCAAUCUCAAUACGCUUUUGUUUGGAACUAUGGGCUCAAGGCAAACAAAAUGAGGAUUUACAUAAUUCUUUGAAAGCUUAUUCAGUCAAAAAUAUCAUUGGAGAGAAAAGAUCAUUUAAGAUUGCAGUGGAGACUUUCUGUAAACAUUUUUCACAACGGGAGAAAGUAGAUAAAAUAGAAUCUUUCAGUUACCUACCUCUUGAAGGGCCAGUUAAAUUGAAAAAUCCAGAUAUCACUCUGUGCUAUAUAGAAUAUUAUGGCCUUGAUCCCAAUAGUAUUCCUGAACAGCCAUAUGAAUAUUUUUUUGGAAGAUGGAUUGCUGAUGGUCAGCGAGAAUUAAUUAAAAAAUUAUCAUUGAAAACUAGGAAAUUUAUAGGAAAUACCUCAAUGGAUCCACAGUUGUCAUUGAUAAUGGCAAAUCAAGCACAAAUUAGAAAAGGGGACCUAAUUUUUGAUCCAUUUGUAGGGACAGGUUCUUUAUUAAUCGCUGCCUCUCAAUUUGGAGGAUAUACAUUUGGAACUGAUAUUGAUUUUUUAAUGCUCCAUGGUCGUACAAGACCCACACGGAUAUCACAAAAGAUAAGGGAAAAAGACGAAAGUAUUGCAGCAAAUAUGCAUCAAUAUGGAAUGAGUUCUUAUUAUUUGGAUGUAGUAGUAGCCGAUUUUUCAUAUCCACUUUGGCGAACAGAUUUACGAAUAGAUGCUAUCAUAACAGAUCCACCUUAUGGUAUAAGAGAGGCUACAGAACGUAUAGGUACUAUGAAGAUAAAUCCUGUAAUAGAGGAGCAUCAAGCAACCUCUCACAUUCCUUCCAAAAUUGGUUAUGGCCUAAAUCAAAUAUAUAAAGAUUUAUUGUGUUUCUCCGCGAGACACCUAAAACUUGACGGCAGAUUGGUGUGUUGGUAUCCAUUGUUUAGGGACCAAUACACAGAAGAACAGUUACCAGCACAUCCUUGCUUAGAGUUGUUAGCUAAUUCUGAACAAGUACUGAGCAACUACACUAGUAGAAGAUUAUUAACUUACAAAAAAAUUAAAGAGCCAAAAGCAACUGACGAGAGUAUCAUCAUGAAUUUAACCGACUUUCGUGAAAAAUAUUUUGCGUUACGCGAAGAAACAAGGAAGGAAAAGCGAACGAGGAAAGCCACAGAAAGAGCAAGAAGACGAGAAGAGUGGGAACGUAGUAAUAAAGAGAUUACUGAAAGAUGACUGUAGAGAUAUUUUAUAUAAAAACAAACAUUAAAUGCCUUCUUUUAAUUUUAUAU